This is a messenger RNA of Symbiodinium sp. CCMP2456, 3315 nucleotides long. NCBI's taxonomy places the organism in Eukaryota, Dinophyceae, Suessiales, Symbiodiniaceae. The record is from the annotation of a GenBank genome assembly.
AUGGGCAACGGGAUGACGUGCGGUGACUGCAGCAUGGAAGCCCACCAGGAGGCGUCUCGCGCUCGCCUUCUGCUUCCGGAGCUCCAGGCCCUGGCCUCGAUCAGCGAGCUGGACUUGACGGGCCGCUCCUUGCGAGAUGCUGGUGCCAGGGUGGUGGCGGAUGCUCUUAAGGGUUGCACCUGUCUGAGAAGCUUAAGCCUUCGCUGGAACGGCAUCCGAGAGCAGGGCGCAGCCGCACUCGCAACCGCCGUUCAGCGCAGCAGCCUGCAAUGCCUGGACGUCUUCUGCAAUUCCUUCGGCGAUCGGGGAGCUGCGGCGACGGCCGCGAUGCUGCCUCGGAAUGCCACGCUGCAGAAGCUGGACCUGGGCUGGAACUCCAUCGGCGACCGCGGUGCAGCUGUCUUGGCUGCUGCGAUGAAGCAGAACACGGCUCUCGUGGACCUGGGGCUGGAGCAGAACGCCAUCACGGGUGCAACGGCUCUCGCGGAGGCCCUGGUCUCGAAGAAGAGCUGCAUACGGCUGGCUGGCAACCCUCUGGAGGAGGACAGCAUCCAUGCCCUGGAGCGAUUGGUUGAGACUGGUCAGCUGGGAAGUCUGGAUCUUUGGACCGUGGGCCUCAGCGAUCGUGCCUCCCUGAGCAGCGAGCUGGAAGAGGCUGAGCGAGCAGCCCGAGUCCGCGAAGCGGAAGCGCAAGCUCUUGCAGCCUUGGCCGAGGAUUCCGAGAGUGCCGGAAAUUCGGCCUUCCGCGAAGGCCACCGGGGGCAGCUGGCAGAGGUUUGUGACGUGGAGGGACAUUGGGACUUCUUCUGCAACUUUGUGGAGCUCUGUGACGGGGUUAAGUUCAAACUGCCGGGCAAUGACGGGCGCAACGCUCGCACCUCGCAAGAGCUGGAGCUGGAACUGGCUGACGGCUGGCUCUUUGUCUUCGGCGGCGAUGCCUGCGACAAAGGCCCUGGGACACUGCGCUUCUUGGAGGCCAUGGUGACGCUGAAGAGGAAAUAUCCCUCGAGAGUUUUCCUGAUCCUGGGCAAUCGAGACCUGAACAAGAUGAGAUGGACUUCGGAGCUGACCCCGUCCGAGCUGAAGCGCAUCAAAGAGGUCCCUCGAGCCUUCUGGCAGUCCCGUCUCCCCGGCAACUGUCCCACACACUGGGAGUAUCUGAGGAGAACGGUCGCACAGGAGGAGGGCUUGAACGAGGAUGAAGUGACGGAGAGGAUGAUUCUGAACCGGAACACCAAAGCCAACAAGCUACGGUACAUGCUGGACUGCGACAUGGGAUCAGUCGGGGACUUCGAGUUCAGACGAGAGGAACUAGCCCACUUGCUGAACGUGCGCAAGGAGGAAGUCACGGACGAGGAUGUCGUCGAGAGCUACGAGCGCAGCGUCGCUCCGGGUGGUGUGAUGAGGAAGUUCUUAAACCUCGGGCAGCUCGCUCUCCUGAUUGACGGGACGCUCUUCGUUCAUGGCCAGAUCAUUGGCAACCAGUUCCCGCCGGAUCAAGUCAUAGGAGCAGAUGAUGAGAGUACAGCAUGGAGCUUGGGUGUGGUACCUGGAGAGGAACAGCGAGAGGAGUGUCUGGAAACGUGGAUCGCAAAGAUCAACAGCUGGGCAGCCUCCGAGAUCAGGGACUGGCAGCAUCGUCCGCAGUGGGAAGUGCCGCCGAAAGUGUCGACCUUCGAGUCUUGGUCCCAGCGCGGGGCCUCCGAGCUGAUCGCCUACGGCACCCCGGGCACCCGGUAUCCCACCGUCAUCUACUGCAGGUAUUUGACGGAGCAGAGCAUGCCCCUUCCCUUGCCGGACAACAUGGUGGAGUACUUGAAGCAGUACGGCGUGAAGUUUGUGGUGGUGGGGCACACCCCGCACGGCAACGCUCCAACGGUUGUCAUGCACAAUGGGGUGACCUUGAUCAUGGGCGACACCUCCUUCAGUGACGUGAAAGCCAACCGCUUCUUCCAGGGCGACAACCGGGGGAGUGCGGCCUGCAGCAUCGAGUACCGUGGCCACGCUUGGUCCGUGCACGGGCAGACGGACAAGGCCCAGAGCUUCGACUACUCCGUCGGCCCUGGCAUCACACCGGGCUGUGAUCCGCUGGUGGGUCGCUUCACGAAGCCAACAAAAGAAGGCAAGCAAUUCUUCGUGAAAGCCAAGCUGAAGAACACGGAUGAUGAGACGCAGUACUUGCUGAGUCACGUGCAGGGCUUUCGCUACGAGUAUGCGGUGUCCAGCAACGACGAGGUGGCCACGGCCAUCGAGGAGGGCUCGGUCCACUUCUUGUCGGAGAAGCUGCUGAUGGAGUUCCUGGAGCAGGAUGUGAUGUCCAAGAUCCGGCAUCUCUUUCACAUGCUCGACAUGAACGAUGACGGCACCAUCUCCAUGACGGAGCUUGUGGUCGCCAUCAACGAUCCGCUCUUCCGCCGUGGCUUGCGCAGCAUCUUCCCGACCUUGGACCCAAUCUCCUUGCUUGGCAGCGCCACGCUGAUGGAUGGAGAGCUGGGCCCCGAGCAGUUCCACGACCUUUGCAAGAAGCACGCCGACAAGGGAAAGCUGGAGAGCUGCAUCUACUUCCCCCUGGUGGUGUCUGGGGAGCCCUCAGCGGUAGGAGCUUUUCCAAAGGCGCUUCCGAACUUCCACUGCGUUCCGACCAAGUACGUGCAGCCCGGGCACCUGACCGUCUUCAAAGGCCACUUUGACAGCUGGUUCCAGCAGCCGAGAAGCUUCGAAUGCGACCUCUCCCGCCUCAAGUGCCCAGAUUCCUCGCAGAUGAGCGAAUUCUGCAAGUCGUUGAAGCCUCACAAAGCUGCGACUUCUUGCAUGUCGGCGAUUGCGGCACUGAACAUUCCGGAGGUGGAACGAAGACGCUUGAAGAUCCCUGCAGCAGGGCAGUACUUUGCAUGGAGCUAUCCCUUCUCUUUGGUCCGCAGCUGGAAGUCAUCCACAUCGGAGCUUCCGAAGCCGGGGGCCAGCAUGGACCCUGAUGUGGCUUUCCUUACUGUGGGUGGCUUUGUCUACUUUGACGACAACUACCAGCCAGUGCACAUCAACGCUGCAGUGCCCGACCCAAAGGGUCGCCUGAGAUUCGGACCGCCGAGGCACGUUCCGCAUGCAUGGGCCGAACGGCAGCUGGCACGUGGCUGCUUCCAGCCCAUCACCCUUCAGAUGCUGCAGAAGCAGGGUGCAGCGGACUACACCUGGCUACCGCCUUUGGUGAACCACAGCAGUGCUGAGCCGGACUGUCCCUAUGGCGGCUUCGCGUACUUGGGCAGAGGCCUUGCAGAUUUCGACGUGCAUGACGAGGUGUUGAUCUGCUCCCUGUAA